AAUUAAAUGAAAAUGAUUACUCAAUCAACUGUCUAAAUUUCUCUUGAAUUUCCUGGAAAAUGGGUCGUUAAUAAUUAUAUGCGUAAUGUAUUCUUACUCACGGUAUUAAGUUGAUCGAACUUAGCUGUGAUAUCCUCUUUACCUUGUGAAGGUGAUUCAAACUUCAUCUGUGAAAGUUUGAACAUAACAUCAGAAACACCUUCUUUGAUGUUGUUGUAUGUUAAGUCACCAUCAGCGAUUGCAUUUUGCGCUUGUUCAUUGAAAGUGAUAAAGUUGUUAAGCAUACCAGCAGUCUUGUAGAAUGGACAAAAGCGAUCGUAUUCACUCAUACCAUUUUGUUGGAGGAAAUCAUCCUUCAACAUUCUUGCUAAUUCUAAUGUAACCUUGUCAUUUUCACCUAAUGCACUUUUACCAACGAGUUGUACGAUUUCUGCUAAAUCUUCUUCUUUUUGUAGGAUUGACUUUGCUUUUGAACGUAAAUCUAUAAAUCCUGGUGCGUUUUCUUCGUAGUAUGGCUCAAGGACGUUCGUGUAUUUUGAGUAGGAGAGGUUCCAGUUAACAGAUGGGAAAUGCUUUCUUUGAGCAAGCUUCUUGUCCAAACCCCAGAAAACCUGGACAAUACCGAGUGUAGAUGAAGUAACAGGAUCUGAGAAGUCACCACCUGGGGGAGAGACGGCACCGACGAUAGAAACUGAACCUUCACGGUUUGGUGAUCCAAGAGUGCUUACGCGACCUGCUCUUUCGUAGAAGGAGGCUAAUUUACCACCAAGGUAGGCAGGGUAACCACUAUUAUAGUUGUUAGAUUGUAAUAUCAUAGGUAAUUUUACCUACGAGUCAGCAGGCAUUUCAGCCAAUCUACCAGAAAUUUCACGCAAGGCUUCUGCCCAACGGGAGGUAGAGUCUGCCAUCAUGGCAACGUUCUUACCCUGAUCUCUAAAGUAUUCAGAAAUUGUAAUACCAGUGUAGAUGGACGCUUCACGUGCUGCUACCGGCAUAUUUGAUGUGUUUGCGACAAGUGCAGUACGUUUCAUAAUAGGUUCUUCACGACCAUUUACUUCAAUAGUGAGUUCAGGGAAUUCAAGCAAUACUUCAGCCAUUUCGUUACCACGUUCACCGCAUCCAACGUAAACGAUGAUGUCAGAGUUAGAGAACUUCGAGAGAGCUUGUGAGAUAACAGUUUUACCACAACCGAAAGCACCAGGAAUAGAAGUUGUACCACCUUGAACACACGGGAACAGACUGUCGAGAAUACGCUGACCGGUGAGAAGUGGGUAGUUUGCGGUGAGCUUCUCAGUGACUGGACGUGGAGCUCUGACUGGCCAGAGUUGUGCCAUUGUGUGAUUGGAUUUUUUGCCUUCAAAUUCAGUUUCAAGGACGACAUCAUCAACGUUGUAAGCACCCUUUUCUGCGAUAUGAGUGACAGUACCAAGAGCGCGUGGGUUGAGCAUCAUUUUAUGAUCAUUAAGGAGUGAAUUCUCGUAUACGCUACCGAAAAUAUCACCACCAGAUAAGUGAUCGCCGAUUGCGACAGAAGGGUUGAAGUCCCACUGGAUGGAUCUAUCGAGUGCAUCUGUGUUGAUACCUCUAGGGAUAUAGAUUGAUUGAGAUUUCUCUCUAAUACCCUUCAAAGGACGCUGUAUACCGUCAUAAAUAUUGGACAUCAAACCAGGACCAAGUUCGACUGAUAAUGGCUUUCCAGUGCGGAGUACGGGAUCACCAACGGUUAAACCUGAAGUUUCCUCGUAGACCUGCGCUAUAGCUAACUUCCCUUCUAUUCUGAUAACUUCACCAAUGAGCUCGUCAUGGCCUACUCUAAUCAGUUCGUACAUAGCCACGCCAUCCAAACCUUGUGCUACAACAACGGGACCAGAUACACCGUAUACACUACCCAGAUUAGACUCUCGUUCUUCGUCAGAUAUUUUCUUCAAAUUUCUAGUCAUCGUGGUUAGAGUUUAAGAUAAACGGUCAAAUGCCAAAAACGCAUUCAAUACAUUACCCGCUAUCUGGAUUGUUUGCUCUUAACAAGCCAUCCGGUAUCACUUCUAUGGCUUUGCUAGAUUCCUUGAAGCCUUUAUUUGGAUACUCGCAAUUGUUUAAACCGCACGAAGAUGCUCCUCCGCCUCUACCAUCUGAUAAGAAGAAGAAAGGAAACAAAUGGCGUAAGUCUAGAGGCGGUGGUGCACGAGGAGUGGGUGGUUAUGCAGUCAAAGUUGGUCAGGGUGGUACAUUAGACCCAUUAGCAGACGGUGUACUCGUCGUCGGUCUCAACAAGGGUACAAAGAAGCUCGCAGAUCUAUUAAACUGCUCGAAAGAGUACACAACAAUUGGCUUACUCGGUUGUGAGACAGACUCUUACGAUUCAGAAGGCGCAGUAGUAUCAAAAUCACGCUGGCAGCAUAUAACAAAAAGCGAUAUAGAGGAUGCAUUAGAGGGUUUUAGAGGUGAAAUAGACCAAUUACCACCAAUCUUUUCGGCGAUCAAAAUUGAAGGAAAGAGAUUGUUUGAGUAUGCCAGAGCUGGAGAGACUCCACCUAAACCAGUAGAGAAGAGGAAGUGCACCAUACAUUCUCUUACAUUAGAGGAAUUUAUCCCUGGAGACAAGCACGCGUUUAGAUAUCCAAUGAAAGAGCUUAGCAGUGAGGAUAAAGAAGCAGCUCAGAAAGCACAGGAGUUUGUUGCUAGUGGGACUGACGACAAGAGUGAAGAGAAAGCAGAUGAUGAAAAGGUCGACAAGGUACUGGAAGGAAGUGAGGAACCACAAGAGGAACCAAGUGAGCAAGCCGAUAAGGAGGUACGUCCACCGACAGCUUUCAAGCUCCGGAUGACAGUCUCUGGUGGCACGUAUGUGAGAUCAAUUGUCCACGACCUCGGACAAGCGCUCGGUUCAUCAGCACACGUUGUCGAACUCACAAGAACACGUCAAGGGGAAUUUGCACUUGCAAAUGCAUCGACAGAAGAUGGUGGCGUCUCAACUGGUAGUAACGUUCUCGACUGGAGUGUUUUCGAAAAAGCCCUCGCUGAGAAAAGCGAUGAAUACAAAGAAGGCGAGCUCCAGGAGUGGGAACAAGACCUCAUGCGGGUUAUUAGAACGGAUAUAUAGAAUGUAAAAAUUAUACAUAUUAAUUUAUUCAGUCG
Messenger RNA from Wallemia mellicola CBS 633.66, 3135 nucleotides. Its product is annotated as pseudouridine synthase. Gene Ontology annotation, biological process: tRNA modification; mRNA pseudouridine synthesis. Gene Ontology annotation, cellular component: mitochondrion. The coding region runs from base 1970 to 3100 and encodes 376 amino acids. The record is from RefSeq and is a predicted model, not a curated record. NCBI's taxonomy places the organism in Eukaryota, Fungi, Basidiomycota, Wallemiomycetes, Wallemiales, Wallemiaceae. Gene Ontology annotation, molecular function: RNA binding; pseudouridine synthase activity. The transcript has 2 exons.